Molecule: messenger RNA, 1962 nt
Organism: Naegleria lovaniensis
Lineage: Eukaryota; Heterolobosea; Eutetramitea; Acrasida; Naegleriidae
Exons: 2
Coding region: 1-1962 (653 amino acids)
Biological process (GO): centriole replication
Cellular component (GO): centriole
Source: RefSeq, a predicted model, not a curated record
AUGCAAAAAGCAUCUUCCUCAUCGUCCUCAGCCGUCUCUACUACCAACAAACCAUCAGGUAUCACCACAGAGGUAAGGUCUCUGUAUGAGGCUACAUUACCAGUGUAUGUUUUUCGGGAUCAAUGUCCCAGCACAACUACAUGCAGUGACGGAUAUAGUGAGGCAAAACUAUUCAUGAUUAAAAUAACAAUAUCAUGCAACUCUGCCUGCUUGCCCUCAACUGUGCUUCCAUCAGCUUCAUCCCUCUCACAAAAGAAGUCUCCCUUCAAUACGACUAUCCCUAACUUUAACAGCCUUAUUUUUACGCUUACUGAUGAUAACGAUCUUUAUUUUUUAUACACAGCCCAAAUAGACGAAUGCAGCUACAGAAAUUUGAAAAUGUCUCAACGCAUCAAAACAGAUUUCUCUCAAUUUUCUUCCCAUUUAGAACAAAUGUUUGAAAUGUGUAGCAACUCUCACUCAGAAAACAAACAAGAUUGGUACAUUAAACUUUCAGUGAAUCAAGGAAAAGGCAAGUCAAUAAUGGAGAUUAUCAAUGCUGAUAUGUUUAGUGAAAGCUCCAAGUUUCAUUUGGAGCUAGUAGAAGGAUCAAACGAACAGAAAAAAGAAUAUUUAGCAAAUCAGCUGAAAUAUUGGAAACAAAUUGCUCAAGAAAACGAAAAGUUAUUUAAUAACUGUGACACUGAUUCGAAGCAAAAACUAGAACACUAUGAGUCAAUUAUUGCAGAGUUAAAAGAAGAGAAACAAGAACUUCUUGUUAAGUUUGAAAAGGAAAUUACUGGAAAUACUUGCAAGCUAAAAGAAGAAAUCACAAGACUGAAAGAGAAGCAUCUAGAAGAAAUGCAACGACAACAGAAAAGAAUGGAGGAUGAGAGAAGAGAAGCUGAAGAUAAGCGUGUAAGCGAAACCAAAGCGCUCUCAACCAAGCUUGAAGAAUAUCGAAACAACAACAAUGAGCUUACAUCGGCAAAGUUCAGUCUGGAGGCUGAUUUGCGACAACAGUUAAGCAAAACAUCUCAGCUAGAAAAUGAAAAAAAAGCAUAUUUGGAGGAAGUUACAAAACUCAGAGAACAAAAUCGAGAAUUAGAUAUUUUACGUUUUGAUCAUGAAAAGAAAAUUAGAGAGUUGGAGACCAAACUACUAUUAAAUGAAGAAAUCAUGAAAGAAAAAGGGUUAAACCUCAAAACAUUGAAUGAACACCUAAAAGAGAAGGAACAACAAGAAUUGAGCAAAGCAGAAAUCAUUGCUGAGCUAAAAUCUAAGAUUGAUAUUCAAGAGAGAGACAUUAACGAGAAAAGUUCUGAUCUUAAGAGAUGCCAUGAAAUUAUAAAAAGGUUUAAAGAGCGAGAAGAUUUUCUGAUCGAAAAAGAAAAAGAAAGAAAACUCAAAAUGCAAGCAAUGCAACACUCACUCAAGAAAAAGGAGCAAGAAAAGAAUCAAUUAAUUCAAACAGUUGAGAAGAGAAAUCAUACAAUUCAAGAGUUGGAGUCAAACCUGAGAGUCCUACAGCAAAAGUGUAAUGAUUCAGAAUCUCAAUUGACGGAAGCCUUAAAGAAAGUUGAGCAGUCUCAAUUCACAAUCGAUGCAAUGCUCAGUAGUAAGGGAAAACUUGGUACCACUAGCUUUGUGGAUAGUCUUGGAACUUUUGGCUUAAACUCGAGUAGUGCUGGAACGUAUACUACUGACUAUUCGACUUCUGAGCGAUCCCUAUCUACGUUGCAACCAGAACAAGCGUCUAAGCUUGACAAUUUUACGAAUUACUACAAAACUGCAAGAUUUGGAAUUGAGGAACAUGCCACGAGCACGGACACAAUGUCAACACCAGAAAAAACAAACUUCACUUUUUCUCUUAGCAGUAUUUCUCCAAACAAUAGCAAAUCGAAAUCCACAUCACCUACUUCAUUGAAGAAGAAUAUUGUUUCAUUUGAAACUGGAAGUAAAGAAUGGGCCGAAAGUCUAUAG